AUGGCCACAUGGCAGGCUUCAGUGCGAAGCAACUCUGCUGAAUCGGCGCAGGCAGCAGCUCUUGCGACAGCAAGCUCACAAAAAUGCGCCGCCUACCUGCCAGCGUUUGGCUUCCUGGCAGAGAACAACGAACUCUGGAGCCCAAAGCACAUUGCAAGGGUAAAGCUGGAGGCCCAGCCGAUGCUUGAAAUCGUGGUUCGAGGCCAUGAGGAGCUAGGCUCGCAUACCUGGUAUAUCCUGGACUGCGCAGUUUGGCGACCCUGCCUGGAAUUUGCACGCUCCGAGUGGCGAUGCUAUCGCCGGCUAUCUCACUUGCGGCAAGGUAUGCACGAUCCUAUCAAGGAGAUCAUGGGUUCUGCCUACGAGCACUUCUCAGCCACACCCUUCGCAGGGCUUGGCGGGCGCAGUGGGACGACCGCACGCCUCAGGAGUUGGUGCCAGACGCUGUGCCGCUGCAUCAAUGCCGCUGAAGCGCCUCCUCUCGUAGCGGCCAUCACGUUGCAGUUGCUAGCUGCCCCGUCCAAGGAUGUUGCCAUGAUCGCCUUGGCCCGCACGUGUCAGGAGGAUGAUCCCGGUGAUUUGGGCAGCAUCUCCAAUGCAUGUGUGAUCGUCGUCUUCUUCCUGGCCCCGACAGUGAGAGGAUUUGCAGAGGGGUCCUGGAUCAGCUUCGAGUGGCUGCCUCGGUUGCUGGAACCAGAUGGCUCAGGGCAGUGGGUGCGCUUCAACGAAGCAGCCUCGGUUCUGCUGGAAGUGUGGGCAGAUUGUCUGGGCAACACCACAACGGCAUCCACACCACCCUUCGCGCAGGCGUGCCAGUCCUUUGGACGCUUGGCACAGGUCACAGGAGCGUUUGCUUCUGACGAGCUUCCCCUCUGGGAGUGUGCUGUAAGUUUCUCGUUUUUGCAGGCUUCCAGAUUCACUGUCUUACGGCCUUCUGUCAGCUAUGAGCUGAUUCUUCGGCUGGCAGAGAACGGCAACCUUGCCAGCAACGCCGACAACAGUUGGAUGGCUCAGCUUUGGCAGCAAACUCCUGCAUCAAAUGUCUCAGAGACGAGCGGACCUUCAGCCAAGGAGAUGCUGCUGCCGCUCUAUGGCAACCUGGUGCCACAGAUGCCACAGGACAGGCUGCUGGUGAUUGACACGACCUGGUUGGAGACCAAGGGGCUGGUCGUUGGAGUGUCUGAAGCUGCCGUGUUGCUGUCAGACGGGCGAUUCGGCAAGACUGCCGCGGCAGCGUUGCGGAAUGCUCCAGCCGAUGAUCGUCCACGGCCAAUAUCCAGAGCAGAGUUGCAGGAACUCGUCUACAAGACGAACAUUGGCGGCUAUCGACUCGCAGGGGCCACAGCCGCGUUUGGUGUCGGUGCCCGGCUCUCUAGCCAGUCGGACUUCACUUCCUUUGUCGCAGGUAUGCAACUGGGUUUUGCGACUUCACUUCGGCUGGCAAGCAUUCGGGUCUCCGCGCCACCCCACUUCAUCUUUUCCUGCGAUGAGCUUGAGCCCGGAAACACGCGCCUUGCGGAUGCUUCAGCACCCUUGCCAUGCAGAGUUCUUGCGAGCCCCUUUGAGUCAGCCAUUUUCUUGCAGGGUCCACGACCAGGAGGGCCCAGUGGCUAUGCGGCAGGCAUGCAUUGGUGGUUCGGUGGUUUGGUUCGAGUGGACUUCCAGUCUGGGUGGCCAGAAGAAAGGCAGCACUGGGAGGUGGAACUCUCAGAUGACACCGGUGACCUUCGCCUUGCUGCGUCACCUCGGACGGCGCCUGGGUUGCUCGAAGCCUGGCUGCUGGAAGUGGAGCUCAGCCCCAGCUUCACAGGCAUUGGUGACACUACUUUUGCAGAUCUACACUUUUCCAUCCGGUUCUUCGACCCGCUGGACUCAAAUUCAGUUCCUCCACAGGAAAUAUGGAAUGCGAGUACAGGCCGCCUGCAGCUGUUCCUUCAGGGACCUAGCAGCGUGCCCUUUGAUCGCGCCGAAUUUGCUGAAGGCAGUUGUAUAGAAGCCGGCGCUGACAUUUUCUUCCCAGAUGAUAGCUACUUGGGCCGACCCCCGGCUGAUUGCACCCAUUUGCGCUUGGACCGGCAGCUGCAGGAUCUUACCGAGGCCGCCGCCACGAGCGUGGCCCCACGGCGGCUGAAAGGUCAACUCCGUAUGGCGCUGACCCUGACAUCCAUGUGCAGGCAGCCGAUGCCUCCAUGUGCGGAUUUCUUUUCCCUGCAGCUAGGGCAGGAGCAGCCGCUUUAUGCUCGUGACCAUGGGCUUGCCAGGCAGCUAGCGGCAGGACAGAUUGGCACUGAGCAGGCCAUGUCUGCACGAAUCCAGGCCUGGAAGCAUCGCAUGUCGGUUGAGCACUCAAAAUUCACCUCGCCGCAGUCAAAGCAAACUUGUCAAGCAAAAUCAUUGCCCAACAGAAGCUGGCACAAGCACGAUCUCAAAUAG
Messenger RNA from Symbiodinium pilosum, 2433 nucleotides. Lineage: Eukaryota; Dinophyceae; Suessiales; Symbiodiniaceae. The record is from the annotation of a GenBank genome assembly.